Messenger RNA from Diaporthe amygdali, 5166 nucleotides. RefSeq lists its product as uncharacterized. Lineage: Eukaryota; Fungi; Ascomycota; Sordariomycetes; Diaporthales; Diaporthaceae. The transcript is spliced from 7 exons. Gene Ontology annotation, biological process: protein refolding; protein phosphorylation; cellular response to unfolded protein. The coding region runs from base 1 to 5166 and encodes 1721 amino acids. The record is from RefSeq and is a predicted model, not a curated record. Gene Ontology annotation, cellular component: cytoplasm. Gene Ontology annotation, molecular function: ATP binding; protein kinase activity; ATP hydrolysis activity.
AUGGAUGCAACAUGCCUCAGUUUUGAGCUCUUUGCUAUAUGCGUCAAAGAGUAUGCCCGGCUGACCAAAGCUCUAGCAUACAAGCUUCUGCUGGAGGCUUCUGACAUGCCCAAGAGUCUCCGGUAUCUGCUUGUGCGACUUCGUAUGGAACGUGACAAGCUUCUGGACUGGGGCGUGCUAGCGGAUCUCUCUGAAGACGAGCGAACACUCAGCUCAGGCCUACAACUUCACAAGCAUGUGGUCAAUGAUACCUUACAGGAGAUCAAGAUCGUCCUCAUUGAACUCACAAAGCUGAGCGAUAGGCACAACACGGAAAUGGUCGGUGGAGAAUAUGCAGAGAGAGCUGUUGAUGAGGACGCCGAGGUGAACUCUUCGCACAGCAAUCUACUACUGCACAAGAAGGCAGUGGACUUCGUUGCAAAGACACGAAGAUUUCCCGGCCGGAUCAGAUGGGCGUCUUUCGACAAGAAGGACUUUGAGACACUAUUGUCCAAGCUCACUACCCUCAAUAAGAGCAUGACGUACCUCUUCGAACGACACCAACGGGAGCGUCAGUUGCAAUUGCAAGAGAGCUCUUAUAUGGGGAUUCUCCAGGCCAACAACAAACUUGACGAUUUGCUUGCACUGAUGGCCUCGUUGGGCAAUCUGAAAGAGGGAAAUCAUCUACAGCAGCUGACCCGCUUUAAGGCUUUCAACGUCGCUGUCGAAACUGGGCAAUCCGGUGUUCUAGAACUCUCGGAUGGAAGUAAGCCCUUGCUUGAAUUCAGAAAGCUGUCGCUGGGCGAAGAAGAAGAAGAAGCUGAAGAGUUGCCCGCUCGUUCGCCAGGAGAAUAUGAACAGAGACCAGUAUGGGCAGAAUGGAAGUACUACGAGCCCAUCGGUGAAGACGACAAGGCACCCGAUUUCGUUCCUGACCGUUUAUCGAAACUGGCAAGGCUGCUACAAGAUGAUAACAAGCCGAAGGAGUGCCGCAUACCCCGUUGCUUGGGGUACGUCCAUGACCAAGAUAAUUAUCGCUACGGAUUCGUCUUCCAUGGUCUAGCCGACGCAGGCGAGGCCUUACCACUGUCUCUCUUCGAUCUCCUGCUAUCGAUGCCAAAGCCGUCAUUGACGUCGCGACUGGCAGCAGCUCGCGCGAUCGCUACCUCGCUCUGGUACCUGCACGCCACGAAUUGGCUUCACAAGGGCCUGCGCAGUGAGAACGUCGUCUUCAAAAUCCCUGAUCCGAAAUCUCCAUCAACUGUCGAGCCUUUCCUGGCCGGUUUUGAAUAUUCCCGGCCAGCUGACCCCAGCGAGGUCACUGAGAUGCCGAGUGAGAAUCGACUGCAUGACCUGUAUCGUCAUCCUGCGACUCAGUUCAACGUUCCCAGAGACGGGCGCCAAGGCUUCAAGAAGAUCUAUGAUAUUUACAGCCUCGGAGUCGUGCUCUACGAGCUAGGAAUGUGGAAACCCGUCCACGCAAUCCUGGGCAUCCAGCUCGAAGGGGGCAUCCGGUCCGCCGCCGUCAAGGGUGCUAAGGCCGCGUUGCUAGGGAAAGAAAACUUGCAAGCUCUCGAAGCGGAAGUCGGUGGCAUCUUCACGGCAGCUGUCCAGAGCUGCCUGGCUGGGGACUUUGUGCCUAGCGGUGAGGGUGACCAUGUUGACGAGGACGCCCGGCUUCAGACUGAAUUUGGAGAACGAGUGAAACUGAAGACUUACAGAACUCCAACCCCUCCGACACAGGACGGAUACAAGGCACUCUUCUUCGGGGUUCUCGCAUCGUGCCGCCAAAACGGACGAUCAUACGGCAGAGAUUCCAGGCAUGAUAUAACAGUGAGGAUGGGCUACGCUAUAGGAAUCGAUAUCGGCACGGCGAACACCCGCGUCGCGGUCUUUCGCGACGGCCGUGUCGAGGUCAUUCCUGACAAGGACGGCCGGUAUUCCAUGCCGUCCUACGUUGCAUUCACAGAGAGAUGCCGUCUCUUUGGGAGCGCCGCCAAGGCACAGGCCGCUUCCAACCCCGAGAGCACCGUGUAUGGUGUCAAGCGCGUGCUGGGGCAGCGUCUGGAGCAGUGGCAGGUGGACAGAUACGCAAGAAUCUCACCCAAUGAAGUCUCGCUGAAAACGCCUGAGCAGAUGACCAUCUCCGUGAGCUACAAGAAACUUCCGCACCGUCUGUCCCCCGUGCAGGUGCUUGGGAUGCUGGUCGCGCGGGCUCGGGCAAAUGCAGAGGCCUAUCUAGGCGAGCCGGUCAAAAAUGCAGUCAUAAGCGUGCCAGCGCAUUUCGACAGCGGCCAGAGACAAGACGUCUGUGAUGCGGCCUUGUUAGCUGGUGUCAAUAUACUGCACUUAGGCACAAGUAUUGAGUCGAUUGCUCAGUAUUACGCCUUCACCACUCAACGGGAGGAUUUGAACGAGGACGAGAACCCCUGUGUGUUUCUGGAUUUCGGCGCCGGCUUCUGCAAUGUUGGAGGCGAAGAUCUGAUCGACCGCAUCCAUGACCACUUCGCUGCCGAAAUAUGGAGGAAGUGGGGCUGGGAUAUCAACACGGAUGUACGAGCCCGGCGUCGCCUGAGGGUGGCUUGCGAGGCCGCAAUGAGAGAAUUGAGCUCGAUUACAUCUGCUCAGAUCUACAUCGACUCACUCUAUGGCAGCCAGGACUUCGCCGGACAUCUUUCUCGGGAGAAGCUGGAAGAACUGUGCCAGGAUCUCUUCCACGCGACGAUUACUCUAGUCGACCGUGUGCUUUACAAGACGAGGUGGGACAAUUGUUCUGUCAAGAACAUUGUCAUAGUGGGCGGCUGCUCACGUAUUCCAAGGCUACAGAAGGUCUGGUCCAACUACUUCAAUUCAAAACCCUUGGUUAAGGUGGUGAAUCCAGACGAGGGGGAGGUCCUCGGAAGUGCUUUGUUGGCCACCGUACCGUUCAAUGUCGGGGUAAAAACAAAAGAAGGAAUCAUGCGCACAUUGAUCCAUCGCAACCAACAGUGCCCGGUAAAGUAUUCCAAGAAGUUCCAGUUGUCUGACUUCGACCUAAAGCCUCACGAACGCCCCAUCUUGCAAUUCUACCAGGGCAAUAGGCAAAGAGCCAGAGAUAACCUCCUCAUUGGCACGCUGGACCUUUCCGAACUCCUACCUAGCUGGAAUGACAGCGACUGCAAGACCAAGAUAGAAAUCAUAACAGAGCAUGACCAUCGGCACCAAGUGACGGCAAGCGCGGUCCUGGAGGGAAAGCCGAGUACCCUGACAGCGUGGCAGACGAUGGUGCCCAGAAACCAUGAGGUGCUAGGAAGCCUCAUUGCCCAAGGUCGGUCCUACAAAGAGGACGACGCCAUGGAGGAGACAAGGGUCGCAGAGCGGUGCGCUCUCGACCUGCGCCUCGCAUCUCUGGCCGAGUUCCAGCCACCUGCUGUUCAAACAAAGAGGAUGGUGAGCCUACUCGAGUCACUGGGUCUGUUGCGGAAUUGGCUGGACGAGCUCGAGUGUGGGAGCCUCGCCGACUAUCGCUCAUGCCACAGGUCGCUUGACGACCUAGAACGAGACCUGAAGAUUGAAGAAUUAAGAGGGAGGGAAAUUACCGGGCUUCGAUCCCAUGCCGAUGAGCUACGUGCGAAAUUGCUGGCGACGACACAAACGCCCAAGAUCGGGUCCUUACUGCAGUCGGUUGACAGCGUCACACAGUGGGUAGAGAACAAUGAGCAGGCCGAGAUCCAGGAAUAUCAGAAUAGGCUACGCUUGCUGAUGGCCGUCUCUGUGGAGCUGAUUACCCUGAGCGAAGCUCCACCGAGUCGAGAGUCUACACCAAGUAUUCGGUCACCCCAGCAUCCCGACACCGGUCCACGAGCCCAAGCGAACGGUCUUAGAAGUUUCGACGAGCUGUUUCCCGAAUCUGGAUGGGAUACCAAGUCGAAGUUCACCGACGCCGAGUUCGAGGGGAUUGCCUCGUAUCUCCGGAACACAGGUCACCAGAGCUGGAGCAAGGUGCCAAGGAUAUACUCUGUGCUACGUCUUAUCGACCAUGUGGAGCUAGUCGAAGCCUUUCUGCAGCGUGACAUGACAGACAUUUGGUUUCCUUUCUCAGACAACACCCUUCCCAAGGCGCUAAAGCAGCCGUACCGGACCCAGUUCCUCCACGCCCAGGAGGCCGUCUUCUCUAAGGCGCUCGAGCUUGAGAGGGGCACCAGGCUCGACGACAAGAAGUUGCACCGCAGGCAUGCGCACUUUUCUCACGGGGAGCCCCUACCAUUCACGGUCACCGCUGUCCUGGGAAGUGGUGCUCACGGGUUUGUCGACAAGGUCGUAAGCACGUUGAGCUAUAGAGAGUAUGCUCGCAAGCGGUUCAAGAGAACUGCUAUCAAUAAGAAAGACGUGAGGACUUUCCUUAACGAAGUCAAGAUUCUCAAGACACUGAACAACAGGCAUUGCAUUGAUAUGGUCGGCAGCUACUCUGAUCCCCGGUACUUUGCCCUGAUAAUAAGUCCGGUGGCCGAAUGCAACCUGGACAAGUACUACUCUCUAGCCCUAGCCGACAUGGACAAGCGAUCCAUCUUGCAGGGAUUCUUCGGUUGUCUAGCAGGCACGCUGGACUACCUGCACAGCCAGAAGGUGGUUCACCAAGACAUCAAGCCCCAGAACAUCCUUGUCAAGGAUAACAGCCACGUGCUCGUGACUGACUUCGGCAUCGCGCGCAGCUGGGAAGGGCUGGGAAGAGCGACGACCACGGCGGACCUCGACCGGACUUGGCUGUACGCCGCCCCUGAGGUGGCGCGUGGCGGGCCUAAGAACGAGACGGCCGACGUCUGGUCCCUCGGUUGCGUCUUCCUCGAGAUGUGCACCGUGCUCAAAGGUCGGUCGCCCGCCGAGAUGCGGGCCUUCUUCAAAGACCACUCCGACAGCACUAGUUUCCACGACAAUGCCGCGGCGGGGCACGUCGCCAGCUGGGUCAAGUCCCUGCGGGAGCACCCAGACUCCGAGCCCAAUCCGGCCCUGGAAUGGGUGGAAGGUAUGCUCCUGGUGGAGCCGCUCCAUCGCUGCAGGCCUUUUGAGCUCUUCGACAGGACGGUAGUCACGUCGGAGAGAACCGGGGUCCUCUUCUGCGGCGCUUGCUGUCGGGACCGCGGCGAGUCGGCUCCUGAAAGUAACGACGAGCAUCUGGAUCGUUGGAGUGAGGGUGAUGAGGAUGCAUAA